Messenger RNA from Trichomonas vaginalis G3, 2520 nucleotides. RefSeq lists its product as uncharacterized. NCBI's taxonomy places the organism in Eukaryota, Parabasalia, Trichomonadida, Trichomonadidae. The transcript has a single exon. The record is from RefSeq and is a predicted model, not a curated record. The coding region runs from base 1 to 2520 and encodes 839 amino acids.
AUGUUGAGACCUAAGAUUGUCAUUAAAGCAAAUAAUGAUGAUUACGAGCUAUUCUUCAAGUCCUUUCGACAAAAUGCUCCGAAAAAUCUCGCAGGUACAUUUGAUGACGGUGUCAAUCUCGCUGCACAAUUAGAUCCUGAGUAUGUGCCACGCGAUAAAAAUUUAAGCCUUGAUGAAAUUACACAGGCACCACAUGCAUUACUUUAUGUAUUCAGUUGCGCAUCAAGACAGAUCUACGUUUCGAAAUUCCAGCAAGAAAUUAGAUCAUGGCUGCGUCAAAAUACAAAAUUAUAUAUUCAUCCACUUGUUGUGUUUAUUAAUGAUCCAAAAAUUACAAAAUCAAAGAAUAUUUUCAGCGGUUUCAACAGUUUUUAUCAACUUCUUAAUGAAGAGAUUCCAAAACUCAUGACAGUACUUUAUUCAUCCGAAGGAAUUCCAAAAGAAGAAAUGGCGAAAGUUUGGGCAGCCGUUACCGAUGAAAUUCGAAAUUCUUAUCAAGAUCGAAUUAAUUUCCUCAAAGAUAACAUCAGACAAAUCGAUAGUGUCGAUACAAUCCGUACCUACGUAAAUCUAUCACUUCUUUAUCAACAAGCAACUCUUUAUAAUCGAACAAUCGAAUUUUCUCAAAUGAGUUUUGAAGUUAUUCAAAAUUCACCUAAAUUCUUCAAAUCCUUCUUCUCAGACAAGUCAUUUUCCUAUCCUUUCGACUUUACAACUCAAAUCGAAGACUAUGAAAAAGCAAUUGUCGAAUCCAUGGCCGGACAUUACGAUAUCCUAUACGUACUUUUCAAGAGGGAAAUCCAAAACCUCAAACAUUUGAGAAGAACCGAUUCAUGCGUGAAAAAAGCCCUGGAUUUCCUUGUUUACAUCAACGGAUGUGCCAAUAGCGGUGAUGCUUUCUAUAACGCACCUGAACCUGCCUUCCAUUAUUGGCUUUGCCAGGCAUUGACAAAUAUUAUUGCGGUUUGUAAGUCAGAUGAAGGCGGGGAGCUCAGCAAGUUCAUGAUUUCCACGACAAACUGGUAUCUCCGAGAGUUAGAGACCCUGUUUAAUAUUGUAAAAUCAUCAGAAAAAACAAAAGUCAGUAAUAGCUUCUUAGUUAUAUCAAGAAUCGUCGAAUCCCAAGACUCUUACAUCAAAGAAGUAAUUUCGAAACUUACUACUCUGAUAAAUGUCGCAAAUAAUUUGGCACUAUUUCGUAUUCAGGCUUUGGCAUGUUUUGAGCUUCUAAAAUUAACGAAAGAUAAAAUGCAACUCUUCCAAACAGCGAUUUCUACGUUUGUUAAGUACGGGUACUACAAUUUACUACCUGAUAUUACAAAAGAACAGAUGUCAGAGCUUCCAAAGGAUUUACAGCUUAAUUGUGCGUUCAACUUUUUAGCUGCGAAGGCUACGAAGUACUACGACCUUGCUUUUUCCAUUUUGGAAGAAAAUUUGACUGGAUACAAAGGUCCGACCAUUUAUUUAAACACAUCCCUCCCAAUAAAAAUCAGUCUUGACUACAAACCGUUUACUAUUGGUAAAUACGGUAAAAUAAAAGCGAAAAUAAACUGGGAUUUCCCAGGAAAGCUUCCUGUCGAGCUUUUCUGCAUCGGAUUCGAUAACGUGAGACACGACCAUCACAUGGAGAACAAAAUUGUCUAUAAUUGGUUCACCUGCAAAGAAGCAGUUUUAUAUGACGGUGCAAAACUACGACUUACGGGAGCAUUCCAUGAAGCAUUCAAUACUCCUCAAGUUGUUGGUUUCCGCAGCAAAGAUUUACAGAUCAUUAUCUCUUUUCCUCCUAAUGAUAUCAUUCUUAUUGCAAAUCCAUCGCCAAAAGACGUUGAACUGGCGAUCGAUAUGCCAGAAUACCUCCUCCCCAACAGAACCCAGCACGCGCAAAUCAUUGUAACUGCAAAUGCAACAAUUCCAAACUUGGCAUUGACAGUUUCAGGCCUUAUUUCGCAUACAGCGCGUCUUAGAUUGCAAGAUGGAGGUAUGAUUGAGCCGACAACAGGUCUAACAUUCGAAAAUGUCCCUGUUGGAAGACAUACAAUGAUUUUGCCAAUUUUGGCUCAACAUAGCGGAACAUUACAUGUCGAAGCUAACGGAGUAAAGGCCUCUGCUGACUUUACUGUUAUGGAUAUCCUUGAAUUGAAAGUUAUUUACAAUCCAGAAACUAAAUCUGCCGAAUUGAUAAGUUCUCUCCAGGCACAUUCAGAAGUAAAGAUCAUAGAGGUCAGUUUCGUCGGUAAAGAAAACCAGGCAAUCGAAUGCAAACCGUUUGGAGUUCCAUUUACCGUGGAAGAGAAUUCUUCUUACGCCGUUUUCCUACUUGAAAGUGAACCCCAGACAGCAAAUGUCUUGGUCCAACACGGUAUUUUGAAGCCAUUCAUUUUGAGUAUCGACUGUGAAACAAUUGGCGAAGGAGAGAGUGUCGUCAAAGAACAGAUUACACCUCCAAUAACACCAUUUGUACCAGUAGAUUUCAAAUUGGCACUUCAAAGUACUGGUUAUAGCGAAAAUGAUAAUAAUUAA